This is a messenger RNA of Lachancea lanzarotensis, 1251 nucleotides long. It is a transcript of the gene MRI1, whose product is annotated as LALA0S01e14444g1_1. Gene Ontology annotation, molecular function: S-methyl-5-thioribose-1-phosphate isomerase activity. Lineage: Eukaryota; Fungi; Ascomycota; Saccharomycetes; Saccharomycetales; Saccharomycetaceae. The transcript has a single exon. The record is from RefSeq and is a predicted model, not a curated record. Bases 1 to 1251 code for a protein of 416 amino acids.
AUGUCCUUGGAGGCUAUUCUCUUCGAUAGAUCGGAUCUACAAAAUGUGUCAGUCAAAGUUUUGGAUCAAUUGUUGCUGCCGUACACCACCGCAUACGUCCCGAUCAAUACCAUUGACGAUGGUUAUCGUGUUAUCAAAUUGAUGCAAGUACGAGGUGCACCUGCUAUUGCCAUCGUCGGCUCACUUUCGGUACUCUCAGAAGCUCAACUAUUAGGAAAUGAGAAUUUUACUCAAACACAGACUUUCUACGAUACAAGUGAUUUCGACAGGAUCCGUUCAACUUUGAAGCAGAGGCUGGCAUUUCUACUCGAUAGUAGACCCACUGCAGUGAAUCUUUCAAAUGCUCUUUCUGAAAUCGAAAAGAUCUUGAAGAAUUCCGACACUCUCGAGUCCUUCCGUCGCCAACUUUACGAAUUCGUGUGCCAACUGAUUGACGAUGAUCUCUCGAACAAUGUGAAAAUGGGCAAUAACGGUGCUGAAUUUUUGCUAAAACAAUUGAAGAGUGAAAGUUUUGACCAAGACUUUGCUGUUCUAACCAUUUGUAAUACGGGAUCGUUGGCCACAUCUGGCUACGGUACCGCUCUAGGUGUGAUUCGUUCACUGUGGAAAGAUGCCAGUGCUCAGCUUUCCCAAGAGCAAAACUCCGACAAAAAACGUAAAGUGGACCGUGGGGGUGCCAAGAUGACUCAUGUUUUCCCUCUGGAGACUCGUCCUUACAAUCAAGGUUCGCGAUUAACCGCCUACGAGCUCGUGCACGACAACAUUCCUGCCACUUUGAUUCCCGACAGUUCAAUCACCUACCGCAUAGCUACGAGCGAUAUCCCCAUCAAGGCGGCAUUUGUGGGUGCGGAUCGGAUCGUGCGCAAUGGGGACACUGCGAACAAGAUAGGCACAUAUCAGCUGGCCCUCAUUUGCAAGCAGUUUGGCAUCAAGUUUUUCGUAACUGCUCCCAAGACCACAAUAGACAGCGUUACAGAAACGGGUGCGGGCAUAGUAGUCGAGGAACGGAAGGCAGACGAGUUUAAACACGUUGCAGGAACCGUUAUUGACGGUGCUACUGGAGAGCCACAACUGUCCGGGGACGGCAAACCGAUGGCCGGAAAAGUAGGAGUGGCUCCCGUGGGUGUGUCAGUUUGGAACCCAGCGUUUGACGUAACGCCCCACGAGCUUAUAGAUGGGAUUGUUACGGAAGUGGGCGUGUACACGAAGGAUGCGGAGGGAAAUUUCGAUCUCACCGAUCUUUUCGAGUGA